Didymodactylos carnosus is the source of this 1351-nucleotide messenger RNA. NCBI's taxonomy places the organism in Eukaryota, Metazoa, Rotifera, Eurotatoria, Philodinida, Philodinidae. The record is from the annotation of a GenBank genome assembly.
GCGGUUGCUGUUUCGUUUUCUUAUAUUUACUUCUUCUUGUUACAACAAAAAUUUGUUUUCUCAUUAAUCUGUAUCACUCGGUUCACUUUCUAAUCUUCGCGAAGCGUAGUUACUCUUUAAUCUAAUUAGUUGAAGCAUUUGCCAACGUUAAAACAUCAAAAAUAACCAUAUCAUUAUUAUCGGAAGGCAGUGCAAAUAAUUGGACACCAACUUAUCAUACACGUUCUCGGAGACCCCAGCAGUCAGCAACAUUUACUUUAAAUGAACAUCACAAACCUGGAGAAGAUGAUGGCAGGUCAAAUCAUUUAGUAGCAAGAACAUCAAACACUAACAUCAGAAGUAAAUAUAAGACGUUUUGUUCCAGCGAAGUGUUAAAACAGCGAUUUAGUAAAAGGCUUGAAACUUCAUGAAUGCAGCAGAAGCAGAGGUUGAACGAGAUCAGUAACGGAUCAGCCAUUAACAGAUUAUUCUAUCGGUUCCGAUUAAAACUUUUCAGUCGGCCUAUUUUCAUCGGUUUUUUACUGGUUUAGUAGCCAGAAAAAGCUUAUGUAAUUUUUGAUUUUUUUGGUGUCGGUUUCAAAACAAUAUACAAAACAGGCUUUUACUUUCAUAUAAUAAGGCCUAUAAUUUCGAGAUGAACUUCAGGAAACACACCCUAUGCAUUCAGGGAGUAAUGAACUAUAAAAGAACAUGCAAGGAUACAUAGCUGAACCCAAGCUUCUCGUGGUGUCGACAGAUAUUUCUAUUUUCACCUCCUGAAAGAGCUCAAAAUAAAAAUGGUUAGAAGAGACGUACAGCUUGUUUUAGUGGCAUAGACUAAUAAAAACAACUAUUUCAAGAAAAACUGAAAGUUUUUUGACUGGGUAUUAUCGAUCUAUAAAAAACGUUAAGGACCGGUCCAAUCCGAUAAACUUUUUCAGUCGACUGAUCCGAUUGAUUCUUUUCCAAACGGUUCCAACUCUGCGUAGAAGUAGAAACCAGUGCAUCUGCUAUAUAUUAUAUCCAUAGACAUCUCUUUGGAACGAAGAAAAUUCUUAAAUAAAGUUUAAUCAAUUGUUCUUCUCUAUCUAUUUCAGAACAAUGUGGUAAACGUCGUAUUGAUAAUAAUUGAAAUGGUAGCAAUAAACCUUCGACAAAACCGGCUACAAAUGAUAUUCAAAGUAAUAUAGCUGAUCAACAGAUAUUUCAACUUAGUAUGUAACAUCAAACUCUACUGAUAUUGUCUCUUUGACUGAUCCAAGUCCAUUUAUUAUGUUAGAAGUUGGAUUAGAACAAAUUCAAGAUGUUCGCGCGAUCAAUACGGACGGUGCCUAUUAUCUAUGUAAAUAUAAGAAAACGAAACAGCAACCGU